AUGAAUGGACAAAGUCAAUUAAAUUUAUUGGUUACUAAUCAGCCAGCCCCUCGUGCUUGCGUCUUUAUUAAUUCUAUUAACAACCCCAUGACUCAAAAAGUGAUAGAGAAUUCACAGUUAAUUACACUUCCUUUCCCACCAACAAUUAAUCCUCAUGACCUGGUUGUUCCACGUUCUGACGGUCAUAUCUCUAGGCCUCCUAACAACUUUAUGAUCUAUCGUAAAUUAUUUUUUGAAACUGCUCGUGCUGCUGGUUAUAAAUUACCAAUGAGUAUUAUCUCUUCAAUGGCAUCUAAAUCAUGGGAACAUGAAUCGGAUAAUGUUAAAAAAGUAUAUAGAAAAAUCGCAAGAGAAGCCUUUGAUUAUUAUAAUGAAAUAUUCCCUAAAACCAAACCUAAAAAAAAAAGAGAUCAAUGGAGAAAUGUUCCAUUUGACAAAUUUAUCCAUAAAACUAAAAUUCCAAAAUCUUUAAAAUCGGUUAAUAAUGAUAAGUCUGUAAAACCAUCAAAUUUCGAAAUUGCUCUUAAUACCGAUUUAUCGUCUCCUGAAAUGCCUAAUGAUUUAAAUGAUAUCAAUUCUCCGAAAUUAAACCCCGACUUUUUUGUUGAUAGGACUGAUUUAUUUGAUAAUCAAAAUGUUUAUCCAAAUCCUAAUAUAUUCAUGACUCCAAGUAAUAAUAGUUCAUCUGGUAUAAAUAAAGAAUCCGAAUUUAAUUCGGAAUCCCUUUCUGCUCAAUAUUUUGAUAUACCGAUUCAAAUAGAUCAACAAAUAAUUUGUCAUUUUAUGGACGAUGAUAUCAAUGAUACUUUGUUUGUUAACACUUUAGGUUUCUCUAACGAAAUUCCGGAAACAAAUUCAUCUGGAAUAUUUGAUACACAGAACACAUGCAUUUUAGAUAAUUUUAUCAAUUUCAAUAAUUCAAAUGAGAUGAAUGAGAUGUCUUAUGAGCAUUUACCAUUCACUUUUUACUAA
Messenger RNA from Cetraspora pellucida, 972 nucleotides. NCBI's taxonomy places the organism in Eukaryota, Fungi, Glomeromycota, Glomeromycetes, Diversisporales, Gigasporaceae. The record is from the annotation of a GenBank genome assembly.